UAGCACAGCGACACCGCUCACCAGCAUAGACCACGGGCUGCAAAGACGAGCUUGCAUCCAACGAAACGAUGGGAAGAUUGGUGCGGCUUUCAGUACUUGUGGUGCUAACGUCGUUACACACCUCUGUCUACACAGAAGAGCUAGCAAUGCAAUGUCCCGCUACAGGAUCGUGCGAAGAAGCCCCAACAACGCAGGACGUGCUCGAGCCUCCAACCAUCGACAUCUCUCCGCUAGUCAACCCAAACCAGCACUCCGCCGGGGAAUGGGAUGUAGCAGCAGAGGCUGUGGCGAGGGCGUGCGAACAAUGGGGUUUCUUUCAGGUUUUGAACCAUGGCAUUCCGCAGGCGUUGUUGGAUGACGUCGUCUCGAAGGGGAGGGAGCUGUUUUCGUUGCCCAAGACAGAAAAGGCCAAGUUCAAGCGCACAGAGACCAACGCCCGCGGUUGGUACGACGACGAGUUAACGAAGCAGACCAGAGACUGGAAAGAAGGGUUCGAUGUCGGACAUGUCCCCGAGCCAGACAAACCGCCAGAGCACCCGUCGAACGUCGUGGCCGAGGGGUAUAACCAGUGGCCGGGUGAGAGCGUGCCGUCGUUCAAGGAGACCAUCGACGAGUUCUACUCAAGCGCCGCGCUAGUCGCUCAGCGCCUGCUCGAAGGCAUAGCGUCGCACCUCGGCCUCCCCCGGGCACACUUCGCGCCCUCUUUUGAGCCGCACACGUCCUACCUGCGGCUGAACUACUACCCCCAAUGCCCGGAGCCUUCGACCCUCUCCGUCAACCGGCACACCGACGCGGGCGCCCUGACGGUGUUGCUGCAGGAGAACGGCACAACCGCGCUGCAGGUGAACCAUCAAGGCACGGAACGAUGGGUUUCCAUCCCUCCGGUGGACGGCGCGAUGACCAUCAACGUGGGGGACAUGCUUCAGGUGUGGACGAAUGACCUUUUCGUCGCACCAGAGCAUCGGGUGCUCAGCCAGAAGGACCGCGACCGGUUCUCGGCACCGUUCUUUUACAACCCGGCGUAUCACGCCGACAUCGCCCCGUUGCCGAUAGAAGGAGAACGGAAGGCCGAUGACCAAGCGACGGCGGCGGGCGGCCUGGCGGGGCAGGGGAAGGGGCGCUACCGGCCCGUCAACUGGGGCGAAUUCCGGCUGCGGCGAUUCGCGGGAGACUACGCCAACCAGGGCGAGGAGGUCCAGAUUUCCCACUACCGGCUCGACGCGUAGCAGUGGCAUCUAUUGACGCCGGAAUCAAACCACGAGAAUCCCCAGCGCGGAUUACUUGUCUAGUCUAAAUCUGAUGCUUUUAUUUCGGCUUCUAUUUGCCCGCCUGUGAGGCGGGGACUACAGGUCGGUGAUCUGUGUAUGAAUUGGCGCCGUGUCUACCCAUGUGCAUUGGAUCUUUGUGUGUGCGUAGUAGGUCGUUGCUUGCUUUUUUUGUGGACCCUGCUAUCAGUACUGUAGGUAGGUAAUAGGUGCCUCAAAGAUCAAAGACCACCGUGGUUUGCUUCUGAGGGCAGGUGCUUGCUUUCGCCCAACGGCGUUUGGCACCGUUCUGGUCGUGUGUUGACUCUUUGACAACUUCGUAUGCGAUCAACGUGUAGGUAGUCGCUGCUGCACCCACGCGUUGUAUAUUAUCAAGCAGGAGAAAAGCUGUAGCGUGGUGAGAUCUGCCGCCUCUCCGCCCUGAGAAAAAGCAGGCGAGAGCGCAGCCUAACUUAUACAUUCUGAAUCUGAGCUCGAUGUAUCUGUGUGUCUAAAACGAGUUCGGGAAUAGUUUCGUGGCGAUGUGAGAGUCGAACGAGCAGAGGUGGUUCACUUUAUGUGAGGUCUUCUGAGGUCUGCAAUUGAUUGUGCUGUGUGGGGGGCAAACAACCAAGCCUGCUCCGUUUGAUCAGGCAAGAUACUCCCUUUUGACGCUCCCUGCAUGAUGUGAUCGCAAUAAUUCACUAAGCCACCAACCAAUGGGGCGGGAAGGGGGCAGGAGACGGACGAG
Ectocarpus sp. CCAP 1310/34 is the source of this 1995-nucleotide messenger RNA. The record is from the annotation of a GenBank genome assembly. NCBI's taxonomy places the organism in Eukaryota, Phaeophyceae, Ectocarpales, Ectocarpaceae.